AUGCCGAGAGUAUUAUCCGGACUUUGGAUCCCAUGUGAAGGUCCAGUGUGGUUAAAGCGGGGCAUUCCGAACCCAUCGGAACUGUUCCGAGCACCCUCAAAAUCCGGGCCGUCCCAGACUCCGGGCGCCGGUAUUAGGCGCCGGUUUCGAUGGCGUCAAGGUCUCCCCCCAGUGGCGGCGACAACAACACUUGACAAACAAACCAAGGCCAGACCGACUGUCCUGCUCUCGCUCUUUCCCGUGACGAGCACCAUGUCGGGCGGCUGGAAUACUAUAGAGUCUGAUGCUGGCGUCUUCACCUAUCUAAUCGAGAAACUCGGAGUCAAAGACGUGCAGUUUGAAGAACUGACUACGCUCGAACCCGAAGAGCUGCAGCAGUUGGGUACCGUGUACGGUGUCAUCUUCCUGUUCAAGUACCCCACGGGCGAGGAGCGCAGCGAGACGCCAAAGGACGGUACCUAUGAUCACGACGCAGCGCAGAACUUGUUCUUUGCUGCGCAGACGAUACAGAAUGCUUGUGGGACGCAGGCGAUUGUCUCGUUGUUGUUGAAUCGUGAGGGCGAGGUGGAGAUUGGUAAGGAGUUGAGGGAGUUCAAGGAGUUUGCGGGGGAGUUUCCGCCAGAGCUGAGAGGUGAAACCCUGUCGAAUUCCGAUCUCAUACGAGAAACACACAAUUCCUUCGCCCGAUCGUCGCCCUUUGUCGACGAGACACAGCGGACUGCGACGGAAGACGACGAUGUCUUUCACUUCAUUGCCUACACCUCAAUCAACAACACCCUCUACGAACUCGACGGCCUCCAACCAGCCCCAAUAUCCCACGGCCCCUGCACACCCUCCGCCUUCCCCACCAAAAUUAUCCCAGUCCUCCAACGCCGCAUCGCCCGCUACCCAGCCACGGAAAUUCGCUUCAACCUCCUCGCCUGCGUCAAGGACUUGCGUAUCCGCGCGCAGGAAAUCGGCGAUGAGGAGGAGCUCGAGCGCCAGGAGGAUCGCCGCGCGCAAUGGCUGUGGGAGAAUUCCCUGCGCAGACAUAAUUUUGUGGGGUUUGUGGGCGAAUUGUUGAAGGGGGUUGUUAGGGCGAAGCUGGCCGAGGGCGAGGGGGCGUAUGAGAAGUGGGUUGAGGAGGCGAAGGGGCGGUCGAGGAAGAGGAGGGAGGAGGCGAGGAGGCAGGGGGUUGGAGAGGGGUGA
Plenodomus lingam JN3 is the source of this 1188-nucleotide messenger RNA. RefSeq lists its product as uncharacterized. Gene Ontology annotation, cellular component: cytoplasm. The record is from RefSeq and is a predicted model, not a curated record. Gene Ontology annotation, biological process: protein deubiquitination; ubiquitin-dependent protein catabolic process. Lineage: Eukaryota; Fungi; Ascomycota; Dothideomycetes; Pleosporales; Leptosphaeriaceae. Gene Ontology annotation, molecular function: cysteine-type deubiquitinase activity.